AUGGUGCGGCCUUCUUCUUAUCUGUUGCCCUUUCUAUGUUCGUUCUGUUUAUCUCUUUUUUGGCUGUGAGGUGACGACGAAGUUUUUUUUCUUUUCCCCGUUGUUUUCUGCAGGCAGAUUCGCCCCGACGAAGGUAAAUCCUUAUGUACUUGCCUUGAUAAGUUAUUUUUGUUCGGUUUUUCUUCAUGAUGCGUGUCUUCUGCCGGCAUAGAGGAUCUCGUUCUCUUCCUGAAAGCGGGAUCGACGAAGAAGGAUACUUUUUCCUAUGUCAGAUAUUGGGCUUGAUCUAUUCAUGGGGGACGCAUGGCGGACUUGGGAAUAGGACCAGAGGAUCAGUAGUAAUAGGGCAACUCACCGUUGAGUAAAGCACUCAUAAUAAUUGUUAAGAGUUUGAGAACUAGUAAACGCAUCUCGCCACCUAAGCCGAGGACAGAAACGGGGCGCAGGAUACCCAGUUGACGCUUAUUAUUUUCUAAAUUGGUUUUUUUUGGCAAUCUAAAUUCCUAUAUACAAAUCUGUGUGAAUGUUGCCGCCCAUGAAUAACUGGGAGAGUAUCAUGCUGGUCUUGGAUUUAGCAUCUGUUUAAGAUGUUGUUCUUCACUUUAGGACUUUGGUACUUAUUAUUUCAUACAUGAACAAUGAUGUUGCCUUGAAAAGCAGGGUAAUUAUGUUUAAAUAAGUUUAUGAUGCAAUUCUGUUAUGGUCCGAAAUCUGUUUAAAUUUUUUGAAUCCAAUUAUAAGUUCCUAGUUUUUUUUUCCUCUCCUGUUCCUUCCCGUUGGUGUCUAGUAAAAUCGAAAUCCCUCCAAUACACCUAUUCCUGUACUUGUGUCAUAUUUUUAUUGAUAUUUUUAAAAAAAUUAUCAUGCUUGUUUUUAUACCUAUGAAUCAGCAGAUUGAUAUUUGUAAAAAUCCUUGGGUAAAUAUGUCAAAGAUGGUCAAGACUUGCAAGAGACUAAAUGGGGAGGGUUUUAAGCAGUAAAUCUUAAUCUGUGUAGACAAUUGAGGCUACAGCUCUGUAGAACCCUACUUGGAUGACAUAGCUUGGGUACUUGUCCUUGUAAUGAUGUAUAACCUCACAUCAUCUUGCCAAGAGACUCGAGGCGGUGGAUAUAUAUAUCAAAGAUGACGCUGUUUUGACUGUACAGGAGAUGGCAAGGAAACCAGAUCCUGGACAAAUGUCUUUGUCAAGUCCUACCUUUGUCCACUUAAAACAUGGAAAGCAUGUAACUAAACUACUCCAGGAAGGUCGUAAAACUUAAUGCUUCUCAUAUCAUUGUUACAAAACACCCAUUUCCAGUGCUUCCUUCCUUGCUUGAAAAGGGUUGUAUCUUUUUCUAACCUUAUUUUGCGAUCUUUUGCGUGCACAAUAUUUUGUGUCAUUUUAUCAUUAUUAUAAAUUUGUCUCAGGCCCAGUUCCGCCUCCCCUAACAAGGGUCGUCCAAGAUCCCCAUCACCUUUGGGAUCGCCAUCAAGGUCUAGGGCAAGGGCACGGUCCAAAUCCCGAUCUCGAUCACGUUCAAGAUCUGGAAGCCGUGGGAGGUUUGUUUCAAGUCCAGUGCUAGCUUUAGCUUACUUGAUUUACUCCAGUAAGUGUGAUAUUGAUCAGUAGAUGAUAUGUAUUUCUCUCCUUGACUCAAUUCGGCAGGAAUGAAACAUUGAACCCGGGAAAUACUCUGUAUGUGACUGGUUUGUCCACCAGAGUCACAGAAAGGGACCUUGAAGAUCACUUCUCCAAGGAGGGAAAGGUUACUAUAUUUGGUGAAAAUGUGCCUUGCUUCAGUUUAUCACCCCGGAUGGGGAACGGAAGCCUUACCUGUACUUGGGUGGUUUUUUUUUUUUUUUGUUUUUUGUUUUUUUGGUGCAGGUUGCACGAUGCUUUUUGGUUGUUGAACCCCGCACACGCAUCUCCCGAGGUUUUGCUUUUGUAACCAUGGACAGUGUUGAGGAUGCAGAUCUGUGUGUCAAAUAUCUCAACCAGUCAGUGUUGCAGGGACGCUACAUAACUGUGGAGAAGGUAUCAUCUGAUCCAGCUUUACUGUAAAGAUGCUUUGUAUUUAGGUCUUCCAUGUGGUCUCCUUUUUUAACUGAGGUUUCUGGUGAUAUUCAGAAGACAAUUGCGUCAGCUUUGUUGGCAGCAAUCGAGAUGAAUGGCACCGUUCAUCCAAUUUCAACUUAUAAGUUCAUACAGCUUGAUGAAUGGUCUCCAGCCUAACAGUUAUUUCAUGCAUCACAUCAGCCAUACAUAGCAAACUUUGCCCAACUAAACAACCUCAGCACUCACCUUCAACUCUCUGAACAACUAAUCAACGGACAUUACCAAUGUGGUUUCUCCUACGUAGGGAGGUUUGAUCUGGUAGUGCUGCUACAUAUAUAUAAGUAAACUUUUGCCAAGAUGUUAAAACCCAUGCUGCUCUGUUGCCUUUUCUGUCUAACCGGGGUUACCCCCCUCCCUUCCUUUGUGUUCUGUUCUUACUGAUGCUUUAGCCAACUCUUACUGAUACUGCUCGUUUCUGAUGCUCUGCUGGAAGCUAUUGAAGUUGGUUUUUGGACAUUUCCAAAUCAGUUUUUUGCUAAUUUCAGUCGAGGAGGAAACGCCCCCGGACUCCUACUCCAGGGAAUUAUCUUGGCCUGAAGAGCACCCGCGAGACCAGUGAGUUUUGUUUCUUGCUACUAAAUAAGCACACCGCCGCUUAUAUUUAUUGCUCCCUAACUCUGGUUUUAUCCCUUGCAGGCUUCCGUCAUGAUCGGGGCAGGCCCCGUGGGGGCGGUGGACGUGACGAGUUUGGUGGUGGGGGCAGCUACCAAAGACGAUCGCCAUACAGAGGCGGCCGUGAUUACUCCCCUCGACGAUCCCCCUACUACGGCGGCGGCGGCGGCGGCGGUGGCGGUGGCGGUGGGUCAAGGAGAGAACGCUCACCCUACUCUCCAUACAGGAGCCCAGACAGAGGCUAUGGACGCCGUCCACAAAUGUAUGGGCGAUGA
Molecule: messenger RNA, 2983 nt
Organism: Spirodela intermedia
Lineage: Eukaryota; Viridiplantae; Streptophyta; Magnoliopsida; Alismatales; Araceae
Source: the annotation of a GenBank genome assembly